This is a messenger RNA of Plutella xylostella (diamondback moth), 4765 nucleotides long. It is a transcript of the gene kek5, whose product is annotated as leucine-rich repeat, immunoglobulin-like domain-containing kekkon 5 protein. Gene Ontology annotation, molecular function: protein binding. NCBI's taxonomy places the organism in Eukaryota, Metazoa, Arthropoda, Insecta, Lepidoptera, Plutellidae. Gene Ontology annotation, cellular component: plasma membrane. The record is from RefSeq and is a predicted model, not a curated record.
AAUACGCGGUUUGAAUGAAGAAAAUGGGUGGCUUUAACGUGGCGUGGACCGCCUCUCUCACCUUGCUCCUCUUGUCUCGAGCUUUUUGCGAAGAUUUCACGGCCAACUGCCCGAAGGAAUGCAACUGUGUCUGGGCCAGCGGCAACAAGCAGGCCGACUGCUCCCGAGGAAAGUUCACAGAAAUCCCAAAAACACUGAGCACCGACAUCCAGAUAUUGGAUUUAGCCGAAAACGAUUUGUACGAAAUAUCACGACACGCCUUCGAUGACGUGCGACUCAACAAUCUCAAAAAACUUAUAUUGAAAGAUUGCAAACUUCUAAACAUUCACAAAGAUGGUCUCAGCGGUCUUGUGAUAAUGAUUGAAAUAGAUUUAUCCAAAAAUGAUCUCAAAACUAUACACCCUGACACUUUUAAAGAAACAUCCAAAAUCAGAUGGAUCUUUCUAAACGACAAUCGCAUCGAGAAAUUAGACGAUGGCCUAUUUAACAAUUUACCCUUUCUACAGAAGGUAUAUUUACAUAAUAAUCAUAUUAUGCAAAUUGGGGUUAAGACAUUCAUGAAUGUUCCGAAACUAAAUCAUUUGCGAUUAGACGGCAACAAGCUUGAGCAUUUGAAAACAGACACCUUGGGUGCCCUCACGUCAUUAUCAACUUUAGACGUCCACGAUAACCCCUGGCGUUGUGAUUGCUUUCUCCAGCCAUUUAGAAACUGGGUUAUCAGCAAAAGAUUAGCAACAGUCCCUAUAAGCUGCGCGGAACCGGCCAAAGUCCAUGGAAAAGUGUGGAAAGAGCUGGACUCAUCAGACUUCGCAUGCAAGCCCAGCAUAGCAUACCCACCUGCAGGCACAAAGAUGAAAUCAUCAGAUACAAACAUAACACUAUCGUGCCAAGUAAACGGGAACCCUCUUCCAGAAGUGAGUUGGGUACUGAACUCGCAAAUAAUCGACGGCUCAUAUAGAUAUCAAGGUGAACUAAAGUACUAUUUAACUCAGAACAACUUUGACUACAGCAAAUGGGUGAAUCUGACAAUAGUGGACGCAAGCAGCGAUGACAAUGGUGAAUACUUAUGCGUAGCCAAGAACCCGGGUGGUGUUGAAGAGAGAAGCGUGGACGUUGCUAUCGCGCACGUGCCACCAGGCAUCGUCAUCCCCAGCGGUAUCAACAGUAACAUGAUGCCCGUUCUCAUCGGAGUCUCUUGCACUGCCGCAAUACUGUUGAUAAUCCUGGUGAUUCUCUGCUACUGCUGCUGUAGAAGAAGAAGUAAUGAGAAGAAGAAGGCGAAUGCAUCCAAUGGGGAGGCGUUGAUAGAGGGGUCGGUGAUUCCAGAGAUGGAGAAGAGUUUGAUUUCCGCCGUGAACCCGGUGACGAAGCCGCCGCGACGGUACGACGUGCCACCCUCCAUCACCAGUGGGGGCACGGAGAUGUCGGAGCUGAACAAAACGUUGCUGGACAACGACUCUAUUUCUGCGCACAACGACGACGAAAAGCGCUCCUUAGACUUCGAGCACCAGCAGAAGCGAUCUCAAGACGCACUCAACGUGGACUACAUCCGGCAGGACGGUCGCGCUUACCCCCCCGACCUCCUGUCGUUCCCGCCCCGAGCCACGCAGAUAUCGCCCGCGGCUAGUAACGCAUCUACCGUGCCAGACACCACGCGCCUGCCUCCCCAACUCAACCCAAUCAGCCCCCUCCACUCGCCAAUCUACGGAAUGACCACCAAUCAGAACUUAUUCAAGACGCUGCCGUACUCACGCUCUCAGUCGCCGUUCACCGCCCCCAUCAUCCCGCCCGUGGUGACCCCGCGCCAGGGCUACGUCACUAUCCCCCGGAGGCCCCGCGUCCCCAGUUGGGCCAGUACCGCUAGCACGACAAUCAUGCCGAGCCCUGAUGUCCAUGAACCGUUGUACGACAACUUGGGACUUAGAACUACCGCUGAUGGAAGUUCGGUGCUGUCGCUGAAUAAGGCCGGUGUUGAGCAGCAGUUCUCUCCGAUGAAGAACAGACCGUUGCCGGCCACUCCGGCCGCGUACCAGCACCCGCACACGUACUACGCUCCUAUCGAGGAGCAAGAGCCAGCACCUUCGCCAGUCCCCUCACACUACAACGCCCAGCGGAACAGUGUGAGCUCCCAGCUGUCCAACCAGUUCUCCACUCCAGGACCGCAAGAGCCAGUCAACCCGAGGAUAAGUUGGAUCGGAAAAAGCACUUCGACGCCUCAACCAGAGCCGAGGAAGGCGUUGUUUGCGGAUCCCGUGAGUCGAGACGGGCAGUUCCAUCCAGACACCAGCACCUUGAGUCGGAGAGGCAACAAGCCGGAGACAGGGUCUCUGAGGCGGCCGCCGCGGGUGGAGCCUCGAGAGGAGGUCCCCACAGUGCUGUCGUCACCCUCGAAGGAUGACGCACAGAUGAAUGAGAGCGGGGUCUCUAUGAACACGACGGGUACUCUGGGCCGCAGCGGCAAGAUCCCGCCACGACCUCCACCGAAGCCGAAGAAAAAACCCAACCCCGACACCAGCCAGAAGGAACCCCUGUUUGAAGACGAAGGCGAGGACGGUACAGAAGUGUGAACUGAACGUGAAAUAGUGAACUAGUGACUACCGAAGUGCCAAUGAGCUUUUUUAAACAGUGAUGAACGAAGGUCACACGAUCAGUGGUGUAUCUCAUGUUGUAACAAAAGACAGUGCAAUGAACUUUUAUUAUGUUAUAUUUUGCGGUGCUCGACUGUAAAUAAUAAUCGUGCUAGAAUUUUUACCAGUACGUGUACAAUUUUAAUGUUUAAGACAAUUUCUAUGUUAAGUUAGGCGAGUAAUUUUAAUUCGGUUUACGCAACGAGACUACAAAUUCGAUUUAGUUCGAAAUGUACACAAAAUGUUACAUAUUUUAAGUAUUUAUUAUUACCUAUAUGUACUUUUAGAGUAGAUAUUCCUAUUCAUAUUUAUAAAACGCCUAAUAAAAUGUGUAUAUUGUAAAGAAGCUUGCCUGCCGUGUGGCGUCCUACCGAAGUAUAUUUUCGAUGACUGAUUAUUCUAAAAUCGACAUUCACAUUAAUCAGACAUUCCUCUUGAGCCAAUUUCACCAUACUCUGAUUUAUAUUUAAAAAUCACAACAUGCAACAGUGUAUGGCGAAAUCAGGCCUUUGAAAUUAUUUUCAUUCCAUUAAUUUGAGGAUAAGUACUUUAAUAUCACAACUAUUGAAGCUUACCUACUGAAUGAAAUGCUAGCUAGGAGCCAAUAUUUGUUUCAAAUUGGCGCUAUAAUGGCGCAAUAUAGCCCCUUACAUAAAUCUGCAUUUCAUAACAUCCACAAAAAGUUGAUAAGACUGAAGCUAGACGAUUGAAUCGCUUACUAACUAUUGUGUUCUACAAUAGUUAUUUCUAAGCGAAUCUCUUUAAUCGUAACUUAACUACACUCCACCAUGUCAUUUCAUCUACUAAAAUUAUUAACUUCAUUUUAAGUUAAUUUCAUUUUAGAUGUAACCUUACUUGUACUGAAAGUUUUAUAUUUUUUACAAUACUUACUACAUAGACAUUCCUUGCAAUCCGAUUUCCUUCGAAGUGGUUGAGUGCAAUUGUUUUUACUACCAGCCAAGUGAGUACACCCUCAUGAUAGGUAUUCAAUGCAGUUAGAACGUUUCACCAAAUGGCUUUACUCCUGUAAUGGUUUUCUCGGCUUGGUUGAAGCUAGUAAUAUUAGAAAAAAAGAUCCAGUUCAAUAUCAAAAAAUACAUUUUGUAACUAGGUAUGUAAUAAAAUAAUCUUUACCGCCUGUCUUUUCAAAUUCUGUUCAUGAGGACCACCCUUGCUUAUCGAAAUACGAAACCUCUUUGCUCUAAACCCAACAACUCAUUGCAUCGAUUGCGUGACACAUAACAUCGUAUUUCGUCAAUCAAGAGUUACUCCCUCUACCACUGCUACAUGGGUUCGUUAUCUACAGCGUCGUAUUUAUGGCGAACCGCGAUAUCAUUUAUCUACGUCGAUAACGAACCCGUGCACCCGUGCAGCGGUAUCUGGUUAUCUCAGUCCAAAGUGAUAUUUGAUUUGUCGUUGAGAUUCGAGUAAGUACUUAGCUAGUUUCACAUGCAAUACAAAUUCACUGUUUCUCUAGAAUAGCUGGAAAUACAAUACAUAUACCAGUUAUUUUUAUUAUGUUCAAGUAAAAUUUAUUAAUGCGCUUUGUUUGUACUACAGAGACCGCUGCACGGAUUUGUUAUCGACGUCGAUAAACUCGUUUAAUGCGCGUUCCACCAAUCACAGCGCCGUAUUUAUCGUGAUAUACUUUAUCUACGUCGAUAACGAACCCGUGUCGCGGCAGCAGGCAUUUUUAUAAAAAGCAGCGAUUACAGACCUACCUACUCGAAUUAUCUUUAAACUUUUAUAAUAAGACGAAUAGUAAGCCUAUUAGUGAUGUUUUUUAAAUGGUUCCUAAGACAUUAUGAUAAUUUGGUUUUAUCGUAACAUUCAUUAGUUGUUUAAGUUUUUAUAUCACUGGUGCUUAUUUUUUGAUGAUUUUAGCACGCAAUAAUGUAUUUGUGUUCACUUUUUUUUAUAUAGAGGAUGCACAAAUUUAUAUCCAAAAGUAACUUAUACUGUAUCUUUUUAUUUGGAAAGAAAUAUGUAGAUAAUUUUGUAUUCCAUUGAGUUUGUGGUGGAAUGUACUACAACGUACAACAAUAUUUUUACAAUGUUUUACUGUAGACAUCCAGUUUUAUAUACUUUAAGUGCUGUGUACAUACAUUAUUAAACUGAUUAAAGCUAUAUUUCAGUAA